AAAGAGCGUGCGCCGCAACCCCUCCGCCUGCCGCCCCACGAGGAGAAAAGCGCGUUGUCCGCUGGGAAGCGAGUGAGAUGGUCAGCUGAGGUUGAGGGGGAUGGUCUGUGAAUAAAAUACCUACUUCAGAGACAUUAGAACAUUGACACAAGAAAAUGCAAGUUGCGGUGAUUGGUGCUGGCGUGAUUGGUUUGUCUGCAGCUCAGUGCAUCAUUGAACGUUUUCACUCUGUAAUCAAACCAUUGAACAUUGUGGUUUACGCAGAUAAGUUUACACCACAUACUACAAGCGAUGGAGCUGCUGGAUUAUGGCAACCAUAUGUGCUGGAUCGAGAAAUCCCAGAGGAAGUCAAAUGGAACAAGGAAACAUUUGAAUAUCUUCUGAAGUAUGUGAAUUCACCCGAUGCCACUGAGAUGGGCUUGUUUUUGCAAUCUGGAUACAAUAUCUUCAAAGAACGACUGCCGGACCCAUCCUGGAAAGAUGCUGUUUGGGGGUUUAGACAUUUGACAGAAGAAGAACUCAGACUGUUUCCUGGAUUUAGCCAUGGGUGGUUUAACACUGCAGUAAUGUUGGAAGGAAAGAGCUACUUACCCUGGUUGAUGGCAAGGUUAAAAGAACACGGAGUCCAGUUUGUUCAAAAGAAAGUCUCUUCCUUCCAAGAGCUUUCUCCAGAGUUUGAUGUGAUAGUGAAUUGUACAGGCAUCCGAGCACAAGAGCUGCAGCCAGACCCACAACUGAUACCUGCUCGAGGACAGAUCAUGAGGGUUUAUGCACCAUGGAUAAAGCACUUCAUUCUCUCACAUGAUCAAAAGGCUGGAAUUUAUACCGAACCAUAUAUUAUACCAGGAAGCAAGUUAGUAACCUUGGGAGGAAUCUUCCAGCUUGGGAAUUGGAAUGAGGAGAAUGACCCCAAAGACCACAACAUAGUGUGGGAAGGUGCCUGCAAGCUUGUACCUAGUUUGAAGAGUGCCAGGAUUGUUGAAGACUGGACUGGACUUCGACCUACCCGGAACAGGAUUCGAAUAGAGCGACAAAUCUUUAACGCAGGACCGAAGAAAUUUGAGGUGAUCCACAACUAUGGCCAUGGGGGUUAUGGCCUGACUAUUCACUGGGGCUGUGCCAUGGAAGUAGCAAACAUCUUUGGAAGGAUCCUUCAAGAGAAGAAACCCAGCUGGAGAUCCCAGUUGUAAUGAUUCAAAGUUACACUUACCUUUCUGCCAGACUGUCACUUCCGCUUUUUCAAAUGCUGAUGAUAAAUGGCCCCAAAACAAAAAGAAACUUUUACUUGUCAACCCACAUUUUCAUGAGUUGAAAAGCUUCCCAAGCCAUUUAAAAAUGGCAGGCAGAUUCUGCCCUCAUUGUUGGUGCUCCCAAAUUUAGCUGGCUUAGGAUCAUGAUAUGAGUGGUGAAUCUUUACACCGCAUUUUGUUUUUUCUUAAUUAUUAAUUUGUGCAACGUGGGCAACACUAUCUGGCCAGUAUUUAUUUCCUGUUCCUAGCUUCCCUUGAAAUAAGUGACUUGCUAGGCCAUUUCAGGGGGCACUUGAGAGUAAAGCAUAUUGCUGUGUGCAAGGAGUCACAUGUAGGCCAGACCAGGUGAGGAUAGAAGACUUCCUUCCCUGAAUGACAUGAGUGAACCAGAUGGAGUUUUCAAUAAUCAGCUGUUCUUUCACGGUUAUCAGUAGAUUCUUAAUUCCACCUAUUUUUCCCUUGAAUUCAGUGAUUGAAUUCAGUUCCACCAUCUGCAGCAGUACAAUGUGAACUCAAGUCCCUGGUACAUUAGCUGAGUUUCUGGACUAAUAGUCAAAGGAUCAUACUACAAGGCCAUUGCCUCCCCUGUUUGAAGAUAGUCAUCUCCUAGCAACAGCGAUUUUCAUGUAAUUGGGCUGGCUUGUUGAGGAGGUGUCAAGAAUAGUAGUCUGGAUUUGGGAAUCUUUUCAACCAAUACCAGUUCCGUGCCUUCUGUCCCCUCUCCAUUUCAAUUUGGUGCCAUCUUAUGUUGCUACCCAACUUCCUGGUCCCUUAUAGCCUCAGUGCCUACUACUGUUCCUACCCAUCCACUUCAUGAAAACCUAUUGCCCUUCUCUGCUCAUUUGCCACGUAUACACUAUGGGCAGAAUGAAUGAACUAUAUGGUAACAAUGGCAAGGGUAACGCUACUCAGAAAAAAAACCCAUUCACAACUGUUUAUGAAAGGGAAACUCCUGUUCUGCAACCUAUAAAAGGUUCAAUGAGACAGAUUAUUAAAGCAUAAAAUACAAUGGAUUCAGCAUAUCAUAUCCCCAAAUGUUAUGCAAAUAAGCUUUAAAUCAUUGACAUAGUGCUUCCCAAUUGUGACCCCAUUUGGGACUUAAAUUGUUGCGAAAUGUGCAUAUGAUUCAUGGCAGAUACUCGCUGGUGAGCUUUAGAAAUUUGCAGUAGGGAAUCGAUGUACCACUCACUCUGUGGCACAAUGCAGUGGUACAAAUUCAUAUUAAUGUGAUUUUGUUCCUUCUUUUAACUCUUUAUAAAUUGUGAUUUUUGUUUCUUUCUAGUCUACAUUUUAGACUUGAUAGGUGGACCAGAGCACUGCUCUUUAUAACUAACUUAGGCUGUCUGGAUAUCCCAGUUUGUUUUGGCCUGUCCUGAUUAACUACCCUGACAAAUGAUAGGAGGAAAGAUUAGUAUUUAAAUUCUUUAAUCAUGUUAAUCAAUUUAUUUUUUUUAAGAAUCUGCAAUUUACACAUGGAGCAGUGACCAUAACCGGAAUUAUCUUGCAGAAUUUUUUGCAUUUAAAUUGUGCUACUGUGAAUUUUAUUUGCUGUGAUUCGUAGCAAAUGGGACUAGAUCAAUUUGGGAUAUCUGAUCGGCAGGGAUGAGCUAGACUGAAAGGUCUUUUUCUGUGCUGUACAAUUCUAAUGACUCUGUCAUUUAACUGAAUCUUAUCAAGUAGGAAUAAAGUGUUUUUAAUGGGAUCUGCAAUGGUUGCGCAUAAUCCGUCCAGUCAAUAAACACUUCAGUGUUGAAGA
Molecule: messenger RNA, 3006 nt
Organism: Stegostoma tigrinum
Lineage: Eukaryota; Metazoa; Chordata; Chondrichthyes; Orectolobiformes; Stegostomatidae
Product: D-amino-acid oxidase-like
Exons: 11
Coding region: 156-1190 (344 amino acids)
Molecular function (GO): FAD binding; D-amino-acid oxidase activity
Source: RefSeq, a predicted model, not a curated record